GUACAGCCGGCGCGCUUGUCUGGUACAAACAGCUGGCCAGCACGUAUAGCCAGUGUGAACAGUCGGUAUGCUUGUCUGCGAGGCUUAGCUGAUGCAUGGAGCUGGCACAUAUAGCUAGUACACUUAUGGGGUAUGCAUAGCUGAUGCACGUAGCCUGAGCUCUUACCCAGUACGCUUACCUGGUACGCAUAGCCAGCACCCCCAGCCGGUGUGCCUAGCUGGUACACAGAGUUAAUAACAUGGCUGGUAUGCAUAGCUGGUACGUACAGCCAGUAUGCUUGUCUGGUACAUUUACCUGCUAUGCAUGGCCGGUACACUUGUGUGGUCUGCUUACCUGGUCUGCUUACCUGGUAUGUAUAGUCAGUACACAUAGCUCGUGCACAUAGCUGGUGUGCAUAGCCAGUAUGAUUACCUGGCACAUAUAACCAGUACACGUAGCCAUUUUGCUUACCUAGUAUGCACAGCUAGUAUGCUUGUCCAGGACGCAUAGCCAGCAUGCAUAGCUGGGAUGUUUCCCGGUAUGCAUAGCCAGCAUACACAGCCAGUAUGUUUGUCUAGUAUGCUUCCCUGGUACGUAUAGCCAGUAUGAUUGCCCAGUAUGCUUACCUGCCACGUGUAGCUGGCACACUUGUCCAGUACGUGUAGCCAGCAUGCUUGCCUGGUACACGUACACCAAGAUCUAGGGUCAACAGACAUGUUCUGGGGGCUUCAGUUUCCACUUGCAACCUUUAUAAUGUAAAUUCCAGGAAGACUGUAAAGCCAUACUUUGUACUAUGUAGCCAUAUAGCUACCACGUAACAUCAUUUUUAGAUAUACCUGUAGUCCUACACUGCAAAUUUCAAGUAGAGAUUUGCUUAGAAAGUCAGCAACUCAAAGAACUGACUAGUCUCAUUUAUACUCCCUGUUAAUUAAAAAGAGAUUCUUGUGAACAAUGUAGUAGCUGAUCUGCAAUUCUAGAUGGUUACCUUUCUGUUGCAUGUAGCCUGUAGUAAGUGGUGCCUGGAAUUUUUUUUUUUCCUUGAAGCUUCAUAAAGAUUAAUGAUAUACUCCUAAAAAUUUCAGGACUUAGUCCGACUUAGACUGACUUAGUCUCAGAAGUUUAGCGAUUGCUCUGCAUCAUGAUGCCUCUCAUCUCAUCUGAACUGUGUCCUAAUAUAUGUGAUUGGUCAUCGAAUAAAAUAUAUUAUGUAUGUUUUUUUUUUCUUUUUUUCCUCCUUCUCUCUAUAGGAGAUGUUUUAAACCUACAGGUCUAUUAUCCCUGGGAGUUCCGUUCCAGCUCUCCUUGCAGAACAGUUGUUUUCCCACUAAUGACAUCUGGAUUUACCUACUGGGUGAUCAAGUGUUUGCAGCAGCUGGACAUAUGGUCAAGUUGCAUCAACAGCUACACCCUUCUUGUAUCACCUCGCCUUCUCUUUACAAUUUUUUCUUUCAUACUUGACUAUAGCGUAUACCUGUUAGCUCCUUUCUGGGAAGCAGAUCCAUGGAAAGCGCUGAUACUUCUUGCUGGAUCCUAUGUCACUCUGGUGUUUUAUACAAGAACAUUUACCAAUACACUUGAAGGACUUCUGUUUGCUCUUCUCAUGGUACUGGUUUCCUCUGGGAGGUCUGAUGGCAGCUUAGCGGAGCCUACAAAAAGCCAUCUUAUAGGAAUUAUAACAGUUGCUGGGUUUUUCAACAGGCCAACUUUUCUGGCGUUUGCUCUAAUGCCACUGCUUUAUUGGAUGGGUUUAAACAUUAACUCUCAAAAGAGCAUCAAAACUGUCAUAAACCACUUUUUGAAGCUUAUCCCAUAUGCAUGCUUUACUGCUAUUUUUUUCAUAACGGUCGACACCUUAUAUUUUACCUCCGUGGGAUUAGACAACCUCUACAGCGUUAAAAAGAACAGUCUAUUUGAUAUAAUAGCUCAAAUAAAUCAGAAAAUAAUAGUAACCCCUUUAAAUUUUCUCCGCUAUAAUCUUAAUCCCCAUAAUCUUGCACAGCAUGGAAGUCACCCACGAAUUACACAUUUUCUGGUCAAUGGGAUAAUGCUCUUCGGGAUCCUACAUGUUCUGGCCAUCAGUAAUGGUUUUAAGAUGUUAAAGAAAUGUAUCUAUCAGUUACCACAGGUCAAGUCAUAUUACCGUGGGUCAUCUAGGAUAUUAGUGCAUUCUGAGGGCAACCCAAUAUUAUUGUUGUUUUACUUGGUUCCUUUGGCAUUUCUCUCCCUGUUCAGUCACCAAGAACCUCGGUUUCUCAUUCCUCUCAUCUUACCAUUAGUCCUGUUCAGCGCCUCACAGAAUAGAACUAUGAAAUGGAAACCUGUCAUUAUUAUUUUCAAUGUUCUUGGAGCUUUGUUAUUUGGAUGCUUACACCAGGGAGGACUGAUACCAUGCUUGUUUCACUUGGAGCAAGUCAUGCAUUCUCCAGAGUUGUCAAACCAUCCAGGACACUAUGUUCUACUCUUUGCUCAUACCUACAUGCCUCCUAGGUCUCUGCUCAAUAUCAAGAAAGGAGACACGCAUAUAGAAGUAAUUGAUAUGGCUGGAUCUGAAGAAGAAACCCUCUGCCAAACAGUAGGACAGCGAACAAACAAUUUUACCUGCAAUGAUUGCCAUUUUUUUGUUAUAGUCCCUGGUACAGUCAGAGCCACAAUUACAAAAUGUGGUGUGUCGUUCAAGAAUGAGACUUUAAUAUUUCCACACUUAUCAAUGGAGGAUCCACCACAAAUAUCCUCUCUAUUUAGUGAAAAUUGGAGAAGUCAGUUAGGACUAUACAUCCUCCAACUAGACAGAUAUCAACAGAGUCUUUAGGAGAACUACGUUUUAGUUAUUCCCUUCACUUUGGCUCUGCCCAAAAGUGCUGUGAGACCUUUCUCUUCACAGACCCACAUUCAGCACAGGCAGUGGCAUUGUGAGCUUCCCUUAUUCCCUUUAUUCUUUUUCUUCUUGCUCUUGUAUUUGUCAGUCUAGUCAAUUCUAGGUAGAACCUGUUCAAAAUUUGAGGGUCAUUCAGUUCUUGUGAAGUCUUAUGAACUUGUGUAACUUUCCUAAUAAAAGAUGAUGAAGUCAGAACUCAGCAAAAUUUUGUUUCAAGCUUAGUUCUCUCCGUGCAGCUAUAUUUUUGAAUUUCUUAUAACCUUUGCUAAAGGGUUUGUGAGCUGUGUUUUCGUAGUUGUUGUUAAUUUGCAUUGACUCAGCUGCUGGAGAGAGGACACUGGACUAGAUGAAAGUUUCUCUGACCCCAAGUGGUUGUACUUUUAGGCUUUUAAAAUGUCAGAGCCUCCUCUCAGCCAUUAGACCAGACUGCAAUCGUAAUGUAGGUACCAGCAUUGUAAUAUUCUCUGAUGAGGCUUUUGGGUGGCCCUCUCUUGAAAAGUCCCUGGUGUUGAUCUAACAGAUUCUGAUUUGGAACAUGGAAGAAACUUCAGCAUAGGCACUUGUGAUAAAUCCUAACAUCCAAGUGCUAUUUUGCCUAGGGAGUGUUUCUUGCCACAGUUCCGUUCUUGUGGACAUAUUACAUCUGUAUUACACAUAGCAAGUGGAGAAUGCUGUUUGAUAGUAUUAAGCCUAUUGCUUAGCUGCUGCAAAUGGAGCAGUCCUUCCCUGUCACGCUCCAUUUUGCCCUCUCACUGUUUUCAUUGCUUUUCAUGGCCCUACCAGCAUCAGUGGUGCACAUCUGGCCUUGCAGGGAGCUGGUUUAAGGAGCUAAGCAGACAGAAAACUUAGGGGGAUGUGAUCCUUUUUGUGUUUUUGACCACAGAAUCACAGAAUGGUUCAGGUUGGAAGGGACCUCUGCGGAUCAUCUAGUCUCCAGAUGACUUCUGAAUAUCUCCAAGGAUGGAGAGUCUGCAACCUCUCUGGGCAACCUGUUCCACUGCUCUGUCACCCUCCCAGUAAAAAAGUUGUUCUUAGAUUCAGGCAGAACUUCCUGUGUUUCAGUUUGUGCCCGGUGUCGGUGUCUCUCACCCUGUCACUAGGCACCACUGAAAAGAGUCUGGGCCACCUUCUUUAUACCCUGCCUUCAGAUAUUUAUAAAUAGCAAUAAGAUCCCUCCCUGAGCCUUCUCUCUUCAUAGGCUAAACAAUCCCAGCUCUCUCAGCCUUUCCUCAUAUGAUGGAAGUUCCAGCCCCGUAGUCAUCUUAGCUGCCCUUUGCUGGGCUUGCUCCAGCAGUGCCGUGCCUCUCUUGUACUGGGGAGCCCAGAAAUGGACACAGUACUCCAGAUGCGGCCUCAUCUGAGCUGAGUAGAGGGGGA
This is a messenger RNA of Struthio camelus australis, 4232 nucleotides long. The record is from RefSeq and is a predicted model, not a curated record. Lineage: Eukaryota; Metazoa; Chordata; Aves; Struthioniformes; Struthionidae.